GCUACGGAAGGCGGUGAUGGAUCAUAUAUCUGAUUCAUUCCUGGAGACCAAUGUCCCAUUACUGGUUCUAAUUGAGGCUGCAAAGAGUGGUAACGAGAAGGAAGUGAAGGAAUAUGCUCAAGUUUUCCGUGAACACGCCAACAAGUUAGUUGAGGUUGCCAAUCUAGCCUGUUCUAUCUCCAAUAAUGAAGAAGGCGUGAAGUUAGUCCGUAUGGCAGCAACCCAGAUUGAUAGUCUAUGCCCACAGGUCAUAAAUGCGGCACUCACGCUGGCUGCCAGACCCCAGAGCAAAGUUGCCCAGGACAAUAUGGACGUCUUUAAAGAUCAGUGGGAGAAACAAGUGAGAGUUCUCACCGAGGCAGUUGAUGACAUCACAUCCGUGGAUGAUUUUCUCUCCGUCUCAGAAAACCAUAUUCUGGAGGAUGUGAAUAAAUGUGUGAUUGCCCUUCAAGAGGGGGAUGUAGAUACACUGGACAGAACUGCAGGUGCAAUCCGUGGCCGUGCAGCCAGAGUCAUUCACAUAAUCAAUGCAGAGAUGGAAAACUAUGAAGCUGGAGUUUAUACCGAGAAGGUAUUGGAAGCUACAAAAUUACUCUCAGAAACCGUUAUGCCACGUUUUGCUGAACAAGUUGAGGUUGCCAUUGAAGCUUUGAGUGCGAAUGUCCCACAGCCAUUUGAAGAGAAUGAAUUCAUAGAUGCCUCCCGCUUGGUUUAUGAUGGAGUUCGCGACAUCAGGAAAGCUGUUCUGAUGAUAAGGACCCCUGAAGAGUUAGAGGAUGAUUCAGACUUUGAACAAGAAGAUUAUGAUGUUCGCAGCCGAACGAGUGUGCAGACUGAAGAUGACCAGCUUAUUGCUGGGCAGAGCGCAAGGGCUAUCAUGGCUCAACUGCCCCAGGAAGAGAAGGCAAAGAUUGCGGAGCAGGUAGAGAUAUUCCACCAAGAAAAAAGCAAACUGGAUGCUGAGGUGGCCAAAUGGGAUGACAGUGGUAAUGACAUCAUUGUGUUGGCAAAGCAGAUGUGCAUGAUUAUGAUGGAGAUGACAGAUUUUACUAGAGGGAAGGGGCCAUUGAAGAAUACAUCCGAUGUCAUUAAUGCUGCCAAGAAGAUUGCAGAAGCAGGCUCCAGAAUGGACAAAUUGGCACGAGCAGUAGCUGACCAGUGUCCUGAUUCAGCCUGCAAGCAGGAUCUGUUAGCAUAUCUGCAGCGCAUUGCCCUGUAUUGCCACCAGCUCAAUAUCUGCAGUAAGGUGAAGGCAGAAGUGCAAAAUCUUGGAGGAGAACUUAUUGUUUCAGGGACUGGAGUUCAGAGCACUUUCACUACCUUUUAUGAGGUAGAAUGUGAUGUCAUAGAUGGGGGCAGGGCUAGUCAACUUUCUACCCACCUACCCACCUGUGCUGAGGGAGCUACGCUUGGGAACGGAAGCGGUGACUCUUCCACGCUGGACAGCGCUACAUCCCUCAUCCAGGCAGCUAAAAAUCUGAUGAACGCUGUAGUUCUUACUGUGAAAGCAUCAUAUGUGGCUUCGACAAAAUACCAGAAGGUCUAUGGUACAGCUGCAGUGAACUCACCUGUUGUAUCUUGGAAGAUGAAGGCCCCUGAAAAGAAGCCGUUAGUAAAGAGGGAAAAGCCAGAAGAAUAUCAGACACGUGUGAGAAGAGGAUCCCAGAAGAAACACAUUUCUCCAGUACAGGCAUUAAGUGAAUUUAAAGCUAUGGAUUCCUUCUAAAACACUAGGCUUUCCCAGAAAGGUUUUAUAUUCCUUUUUGUAUGCAUACCUGCCGACUUGUAUGCGUCUGGCAUGGGGGAAAAAACAUAAUGAAGCAGUGUCAAUUUGCAUGCAACCUGAGACUCUAUUGAAGUAAUUAACAAUCUGCAACCCACAAACGCAGAAGAAUCUAUUCUGAUGUUACAUGGAGUUAGCCCAAGCUUACUUUUUAAAAAAAACUAUAGCAUACAAUUGGCCAAAAAACUUGCCCCACAAGUGUGGGGGUAAAUAGUAAACUGAAAAGCAAAAUUUUAUGCAUGCAAGAAAUAUUAAGUUGGCAGGUCUAUUUAAAUGAAAAAACCUGGAAGUGUCAUGGUAGACCAUAAAGCUCAUAUUGCUUCUGUUACAGUGCAAAAAUGUACUAGCCAAUAUGCUUGAAUGUGCGCCCCAAUAAUUAAACAAUUUAACUUUUAAGUCAUCUUGAUCAUAGUAUGUGGGUUUUGAACAAAGAUAAAAAUUAAUCCAUUUUAAAAAGGCUUCUUUUAAUCCAUAUUUUAUCCUUUCUAUUCUAGUAGUGGUUAUGACUAUGCUCAUGUUUCAAUUAAUCCCAUUAAUAUUGAAAAAGUUUUACUUUUUUUGCCAAUUGAAUUCCUUAUGGUGAAGUAUGAAGCACAAUAUGGUGAUUGACAUUGCCUUUUAUAUCAUUAUUAUUAUUAAAAUAUUAUUAUUGUUAGAAAUAGAAGACAUGGUGGUGGAAUGCUUAGAGACACGGAGAUUGAUUAUGUGAGAAUUUAAAGGCAAAUAUGUAGGUGUAGCUUGGAUUACAGGUAUCUGAUAUACCAUUGUAACCACUGAAUCUCAAUAAACUCAUUUAACCUUGGAAUCCUGA
Messenger RNA from Pelodiscus sinensis (Chinese soft-shelled turtle), 2594 nucleotides. NCBI's taxonomy places the organism in Eukaryota, Metazoa, Chordata, Testudines, Trionychidae. The record is from RefSeq and is a predicted model, not a curated record.